Molecule: messenger RNA, 3020 nt
Organism: Esox lucius (northern pike)
Lineage: Eukaryota; Metazoa; Chordata; Actinopteri; Esociformes; Esocidae
Gene: cdk21
Product: cyclin-dependent kinase 21
Exons: 7
Coding region: 383-1414 (343 amino acids)
Biological process (GO): protein phosphorylation; regulation of gene expression; regulation of G2/M transition of mitotic cell cycle
Cellular component (GO): nucleus; cyclin-dependent protein kinase holoenzyme complex; cytoplasm
Molecular function (GO): cyclin binding; ATP binding; cyclin-dependent protein serine/threonine kinase activity
Source: RefSeq, a predicted model, not a curated record
AUCGAAUAGGUUGUUUUAGAAACGUGUCAUAAUUAUAAUUUAUUAUAAGACCGUAAUUGUUGAGAAAGUGACGUUGAUGAAGUGCGGGCAUGAGGGUGGCACGUGAGCAGCAAAAUUCUGCUGCGUGUCCACAUCUGUCAGAGAUUUUGACGGCUCUGAUUACUUGAGAAGAACGAGGGACUGGCCCUACCUCAAAGUCUCAAAUUAAGUCGUCUACACUGUGAAGUGUUGCCAGAUGGGUAGUUUCCCGCAAUUUUUAAAGAAAAUGUGCGGGCAAAAAUGUGCUUAGGCGGCUCAAUUUUCAGAUUGGUUGUAUAGUAUAGUUUGUGGAGUCAGCAGGUGUUUGGUUGUAUACUAUCAAUAAAAUCUGGCAACUCUGCAAAUGUGUCAUAUCGUCACGUCGUAUGGCAUGCGAGGUUCCGUCAAGCGACAAAAUCGGCCGGCCAUGGACAUCAGUAGGUGCAAUGACCAUCACAAUUAUGAAAUACUUGCUGAAAUAGGCGAAGGCGCUUAUGGCAAAGUGUAUAAGGGCAGAGAGGUCAACGGUCAACAGCGACUCGUAGCGGUGAAAAGGUUGAACAUACCCCGAGGGACAGAGAAUGGGAUUCCCGCUUUCAUGAUCCGAGAAGUUUCUCUCUUGCGUAAGAUUGAGUAUUUCAAUCAUCCCAACAUAGUGAAGUUGUUGGGUGUAUCUGCUGGACUGAAGAACCAGAGUCUGGACCUGACAUUGGUGUUUGAGUACAUCGACCAGGACCUGUCUACAUUCCUCGCCAUGGUCCCUGCCACUGGACUGAGCCUCGGGAAAAUCAAGGAUGUGAUGGGGCAGCUCCUGAAGGGGCUGGACUUCCUGCAUACUAACAUGCUGGUGCACCGUGACCUUAAGCCGGACAAUGUACUGGUCAGCAGCCGCGGGGAGGUCAAGAUUGCUGACUUUGGGCUGGCGCGCAUCUACACUUACCACAUAGCCCUAACACCCUGUGUGGUAACACUGUGGUACAGGGCCCCGGAGGUGCUUCUCCACUCCAGCUACAUGUCCUCUGUGGACAUGUGGAGCGCUGGCUGCAUCUUCGCCGAACUCUUCCUCCUGAAGCCGUUGUUCCGUGGGGACACUGAGGCUCAGCUGCUCCACAGAAUCUUUGAGGUGAUUGGCCUGCCCAGUGAGGAGGACUGGCCCAGGGAGAGCCCAAUCUCCUACUCCCCUAGCUGGGCGUCAGGAGGCCCCUGCAACACCCUCCUAUCUAACCUAGGCCAGGAGGAGAACAACCUGCUCCUUCUCUAUGUCCUCGACUACAGAAAUGUCUUGAGUUCAGCCCCACCAAUCGCAUCUCGGCCUCCAAAGCCUUGGCGCACCCCUUCCUCACUGGCGUCUGAGGGGCCUCUGCUGGCCAUGAAGAGGAGAUCGUCUAUCCUGUAGGACGCUGAGGGUUCUCUUGCCGUAAGAUCCAAAGGAAAAUGGAAAGUCAGCAAUGAUGUUUUACUAUAAUUUUCACAACAUCAUGGAUAUUCAUGUCUCGAUUGAUUUAAAUCUGAAAUGCAUUUCUGAAGACACAUUUUGCAUUGGUGAAUAACCCCAAUUAUCUGGAUUAGUGAUGUGGAAACUGGAUCUUAUGGCAUGACAUCUCAAAGUGGGAGGAGAAGGCAACGAAUUGAGAGUAAUUUAAACUACAACAGAUAUAUUGUUUUUUUUUUUUUACACAAACUAAAUAGGUCAUACAAAUGUAACUAACUGUAUAACAGGUUGUUUCUUUUGAAAAGUGAGGCAUGCCAGCCAAUAACAAAGUCGUGAUACGAAAAAUCGAAUGAAAGUUUAACCCUUGAAAUAAUACUAAACAUUUUUGUACAACACCUUACACCAAGGGAUGAAAAACCAUGUAUGUAACCUGGAAGGCUAACCAUCUUCCCAACACGCCUUUAGGAAGACUCCACGGUGGGAGAUUUUACAUGGUUCAUUAAUUUGUCAGGGUCUUGACAGUCAUUCUAAAGGAUUUCAGAAUGACAGUCACAGGGAAAAGGGUUUGAGUCAAGGUACCCCCUAAUCACCUAUAUUGGUGUGAGGUGUUGUUCUCCAGCACUGACGUUGUGCCCCAGUUGAAGUUCAGUCACAGAUCAUUGUUCACAGGCAUAUUGCUACCAUAACUGAUUUGAUUAAGUGUAUAGAACAAUGUUGAAGUAUUCAGACUUUUUUUUAAUAUACUGAACUACUAUAGUCACUAUUUUAAAUUGCCCAUAUUACAUUUUCUUGGACUUGGUUUCUCUUGAUUACCUUGAUUUGAAUGUCAGGCAUUGAUCAGAACACUAACUAUUGCAUUUAGAAAUCAAAUCAUUCAGUUUGUAAACAACGUAUAAUGUUUUAAUUCAUCUUGAUCAGUGUGAAGAGGAGCCUCCGUUAUACAGUAAAUUGCAUAUGUGGUACCUUAACUUAUAUAAAAAGAUGCAUUGUUGAUUGAUUUGGUUAUACCAUGUAUUUGAUACAUGCCAGAAUGCAGAAACAAGAGCUGUAACAACAUUUUACAGGAGGGCAGAAUGUUGAUAAUUUAGAGGGGAAAUGCUUUCAUUUAUUACUGAGUUUUUUUGUAAUAUUAAGUAAUAUUAAUUUCAAGAGACUGCAAGUAAAUGGCACCCCUGUAUAAACAUGUGAAUGCACUAUUUGUUAUGAUGUUCCCAAAUGCACCUUUAUUUUAUUUUUUAUUUCAUAUAUUCUCAGUUUAGAUUCUUUACAUUCUUUAAAAUUCGUUAAAUAUCUUUAUAUGUUAAAUUGGCCAUAACAAUAUUUUUAGGUGCUAUUUGUAUGUAAGAGUGUUUUUUCUAACAACAGAAUCCUCUGUCAUUUCUCCUAUUUAUUUUGCUUUAUAAUUAUAUAUUCAAAUCUAUUUGUUUCUUUACCAUUUACAAUGUUUAAAAUUCUAUAAAACAUUGCAGGUUUGCUGUUGUUUGACUUGGUUUGAUUUCAGCUUCAUGUUAUAUAAUUUCAAUAAAGAUUUUGUCACUAUCAAGUCUACAAAUGUAUUUUUAUUAUUUUA